Messenger RNA from Blumeria graminis f. sp. triticale, 78 nucleotides. NCBI's taxonomy places the organism in Eukaryota, Fungi, Ascomycota, Leotiomycetes, Helotiales, Erysiphaceae. The record is from the annotation of a GenBank genome assembly.
AUGACGAGCUCCCAGACAAACCUAUAUAUGACCAGUUUGACGCGCCCAACCCAUCUGGCUCCUUUAGAGAGGCACUAG